CACCACACACACACACACUCAUGGACACAUAAACACUCAUACACACACCUCCCUUUCCCACCCAUCAGCAAGCUAUUUUUUACACCCCACAAGUAUCCUACCAUAAGAAAAAAAAAGUUUUUUUCUUCGUCAUUGGAAAGAAGAAAAUCCCUCCAAAGAAAGUCCAACAAACCAGUCAGAGAGCCCUCGAGGCGCAGGACAAGAUGGCCCAGAGGUCGUUCAGAGUGGCGUCUAAGUUCCUAGGAGCUUUCUGGAAGCCGAUUCCUUCCAUCAAAUCAUCGGGAAAUAAGAGGAAAUCUCUCGGUCAGAUUGCAGGAGACCGUUGGAGAGGCACCGUCACGUGACCCCCGGUACCAAAUGGUCUUCCGGCAGUGGCUCUCAACAAGGACCGGAGCACAAGAAGACGCCGCCACUUCUCUCAGAAAUGCAGAAGACAACAUACUACGACAACUCCUCUGCGAUUUUCGGUGGCUACUCAUCCUACCAGGUGCAGGGGGCGGCAGCGGCUGCAGCAGCAGCCGCCAACGGCUUUGGGGGCUACGAUGCACCGGUCCCAGUGUCCCACCACCAGCCGGCCUUCCAGUCUGCAACCCAUCUGGAUGUGGAUUCGUACCAGCGCUCGGCCUGCUCUUUGCAGUCACUGGGCAGUAACAAUGGCCACCAGCAGCAGCAGCUAGCCAAGACCAAGGAGCUGAAUGGCAGCUGCAUGCGGCCCAGUCUGCCGCCUGAGCACCACCCCGGCUCCCAGGUGUCCCCUCCACUGCCCCCCAACCCCAGCAACGGCAAUACUGGGGCUCAGCAGCCGGGGGGCAGUGCUGGGGCCUCCUCAGUCUCUAAAUCAGGCCCCAAUAAGUCAUCCAAUUCUUCCUCCUCCACAUCGUCCUCCUCAUCGUCCUCCUCCUCACUACCCCCCAACCCAACUAUGGCCAAGCAGAUCUUUCCCUGGAUGAAAGAGUGUCGACAGACGACCAAGCAGAAAAACUGUUCGCCCAGCAACAACUCUGGAAAUGCAUCAGGAGGAGCUGAGAGUGGCAGCAGCGGGGAGAAGAGUCCUACCGGCGGGUCAUCGGCGUCAUCUAAGCGGGCUCGGACAGCGUACACCAGCGCCCAGCUGGUUGAGCUGGAGAAGGAGUUCCACUUUAACCGGUACCUGUGUCGGCCGCGGCGCGUGGAGAUGGCCAACUUGCUCAAUCUGUCUGAACGCCAGAUCAAGAUCUGGUUCCAGAACCGACGCAUGAAGUACAAGAAGGACCAGAAGUCCAAGGGCCUGAGCUCCAGUUCUGGAGGGCCAUCACCAACUGGCUCCCCGCCCCUGACCAUGCAGUCCUCCGCCAGCUUCCUCAACUCAAUGCACCCCAUGGGAGGGGGAGGCGGAGGAGGAGGGACGGGCUACGAUGUCCCAUCACCGCCAUCCUUUGGCAAGCCCCACCAGGGAGUGUCUUACUCCAUGUCCACUGCCUACUCCAAUGUCCCCAUGAAGGGCUGCCCCCCUCAACAGAAGUAUGGUGCCCCAGACCCGGACUAUGGCGACCCCCAUCCUCACCAUGGCCUAGUGCAGGCCAGCAACACUGGCUACGGGACUCCCACCAACAUGCAAGCCAGUCCAGUCUAUGUGGGGGGUGGCAGCUAUGUGGAACCUAUGCCCGGCUCGGGGCCCUCCAUGUACGGGCUAAACCACCUCGGCCCCACACCACCCCACCACCAAACCAUGGACUACAACGGUGCGGGGCCCAUGUCGGCAGCCAACCAGCACCACGUGGGAGGAGGGGGUCCCCCGGGUCCCUGUGACCCGCCCACGCACCCGACGUACACCGAGCUGUCGGCGCACCACACCUCGACUCAGGGCAGAAUCCAGGAAGCACCCAAGCUCACUCACCUGUAGCAGGUUUGGAACAAAAUGACAACGUAGGAAAUAGUGAAGACGACACAGAACAAGUAACACGACGUGACUCACUAACAGACUAACUAACAUUCGGGACUCUACUGCUGCAACGGGACAACAGGACAGACAAAAAGGGAACAGACAGGAGACAUCCAGUGGUUUGUCCUGUGCUCCAUAGCCACAAAGGAGGCAAUCAGUGUUUACACUGUGUGAAGAGACUAUUUGUUUUAACUUUAAAAAGUUAGUGUCUCAGGUGCUUUAAAAUUUAAGCCAACUGAAUUUAAGAAAACAAGUCGAGGUAAUUUCUGUCAUGAUUAAACUUUUCCUCUCAUAUUCAGUCAACUUAAAAUUUAAAGUCAAUCCCAGAAACCAACAUUUUUAAGCUAAAACAGAAAGUCUCUCUUUACAGUGUGAUGUUGUCCAGCCCCUCCCUGUGUCCACUGCCUUCUGAUUAGGGCUAGAGCUUUCACUGUUACAUAUGAACUGCAGUUCAUUUCAUUUUAAAAAACAAAGGUUUGGCCCAUUAUCAAGUAGCAGCAAUGGAAGCAAACUGUUUGUGUUGCCAAAAGUGUUGAAAAAAGGAACAUUUCUGUUCUGAGUUUGGUUACCAAAACAUGGUCCAAGGAAUUUUUUGUAAAGCUGGGACCAAACUUAUCCUGCUACAAACGCUUACACCCUCACACAGGAAAUGAUGAAUUUUAAAGCAUUUAAAAGUGCAUUAUCAUUUUUUUUUUAAUUUAACCUACACAAUCAAAAGUGCUCAAUUUUAAAGUACAUUAUCUGUGAUUUAUUUUUCAUUUUAAAACUCUUGGUUGCACAUUUAUCAUGAACCUUUUUAGAGCAAUUUACACCCAGUGAAGUAUAUUGGAGGCGUGGGAGAAGAACUGUACAGUCAAUUGUCUCCCGCGUCCCCGCGGGGACAAUAAAUGUCAGGAAGCUUGUCUCGUGGCACUGGCGUGGAGACAUAUCGGCAGCUGUAUGGCAUAACAGGAUCUAUGGCGAGCACCAUUGUUUAGUCAGUAUUCAUUAGACGGAUAAUCUACUGCACAGUCAAUCAGGAAACUGUAGUGUGGACUGCUGUAUUCAAAGCAGAUGUCAGGUUUUUUUUCCUCAGAGGUGGAAAAAUAAAAUCUAAAAUGACAGAAAAAUCUCUCUGUCCCAUACAUAGGUAUAGAUUUUGGGUGGGGAUGCUGGGGACAUGCCUCCUUAAUAUUAAAAACAUGAAUGCAGAGUGCUUUUAUUUUGACAAAACAAACUUUAAAAGACAUUUAAACCAUGGAUUGAUGUGUAAAAGGAACAAAUUAGUGCAUAAAAAUCCACCAAAAUACAGAAAAUUUGGUGUUUGAUGUUUAAAAUUUCUGGUGGAGGAACCCCCACAAAGCCCCCUAACUAUGUCCUUAGUAUCACUGUGAUGAGGAACUGUUUGUUUUAACCUAAAAAAUGUGGGUCGAGUGUCCCUUCAGUUUUUAGGUUGUCUGAUUUUGAGAAGACAAGUUGUGUCAUUACAAAAUUACCUUAGCUUGUCUUCUGUAAUUUAGUUAAGUUCAAAUUUAAAGGCAGCCCGGACACCUUUUUUAAAAGUUAAAACAGUUACUUUCUUUUUAUAAUGUAUGUUUGAGAUACUCAGCAAAAACUAAUUGCAAAACAAUUUCCAUUUGGGUGGAGCAAAUGGUAGCUCAGCUAGCAUGUUGCUAGCUGCUCUUGUAUGUGGUUUAAAAUUGUACUUUGAUAGUAAAAUCUUCCCCCUAAGACACGCACAUAUACAAACAGCUCUCCCGCCUGGUAAAUGAAAUAGUUGAGAUUUUAAUGGGCAGUUAACGAGGUGGUUAGAUUUAUGAGGCUGAGCUCUCUCCCCCUCUAGGCAACACAUGUUGUUGUCAGACGAGCUGAGCUAUGUGGAGGGCUAUGCCUCUCCAUCAGCCGGAGAGAGAGAGAGAGAGAACAGAAAAAUAUGGCUGGAGCUGGCAGCACUCGUCUUCCUCUUUUCCCCCCUUCGACAAAGCACAUAAAAACCACUGGAUGGUCUUCCCUUCGCUGUCUUCUUUUUGCCUCCUGCCAUCCUCGUCUCUGUCCAUCCAGACUGAAUCACUACUAACCCACCGUCUCCUGUCUGUGGCAGCAGCACAUGGCUUCUGAAGAAGGCAAAAAAUUUCCCACAAUCCGCCACAGACCGCCGCCCCCCCUCCAACACACAUCCAUCACCACACAUGCACUCGCCACCCCUCCCAUCAAUCUAACAGGGUUUAAGAAGCUACGGGCUCAAAGGCUAAACUAGCUCCCAUAGACACACAUCUGUGCUAAGCUACGCUAGUUCAUCACAAGUCCACACAGCAAUGCUAAGCUAGCUUCCUUCUGUUGACACACAUCCACAGCCGGGCUCAGCCAGCUGUUGACAUCUUUAAACAAACAUGAGAGGACAUGGAAGAGAAUUUUUUUUAAUGUUCUUAUUUUAG
Messenger RNA from Plectropomus leopardus (leopard coralgrouper), 4335 nucleotides. RefSeq names its product homeobox B3a (gene hoxb3a). Gene Ontology annotation, biological process: embryonic skeletal system morphogenesis; regulation of transcription by RNA polymerase II; anterior/posterior pattern specification. The record is from RefSeq and is a predicted model, not a curated record. Gene Ontology annotation, cellular component: nucleus. Gene Ontology annotation, molecular function: RNA polymerase II cis-regulatory region sequence-specific DNA binding; DNA-binding transcription factor activity, RNA polymerase II-specific. NCBI's taxonomy places the organism in Eukaryota, Metazoa, Chordata, Actinopteri, Perciformes, Serranidae.